UGUCUCCCUCUUUCCUUGUCCAGCACUCUGCCUGGUGUUGGGCUGUAUGAUAUUUCCAGAUGGCUGGGAUGCAGAGACUGUCAGGGACAUGUGCGGGGAGAAGACAGGGAAGUACUCGUUGGGCGAUUGUUCUGUGCGCUGGGCCUACAUCCUUGCCAUUAUCGGCAUCCUCAACGCCCUCAUCCUCUCCUUCCUGGCCUUUGUCCUUGGCAACCGGCAAAAUGACCUGCUUCAUGAGGAGCUCAAGACAGAGAACAAAGAUUUUGUUGGCACUGCGAGGAUAUAAUGUAGAGAACAUGCAGCAGGGCCCUUAUCUCACUGGUACCUGGCUCAGACGCGCUCUCUCUAUCCUGCCUUCUUUCUGCUGCCGAUGGUUCCAUAACGUCAACCCGAAGCCUCAGAAUCUGCCAACCUCUCUGGGGAUUUGCCAACCUUGCCCUGUGUCCAUGACGGCCCAUCCAUUUCAUGCGACUCACCAGCUUUGGCUCCCUCCCCCUGCUCGGGGGUUGUAGAUGGAGGGAGUUUGAUGCCAAAUCCCCCUGAACCUGCUUCAAGAGGAGCAACAAACUGCAGUUUUGUUUCAAGGAAAAAGACAGAGUUUUUAACAGAUUUCUACAUUCCCAAGAACCUCUGGAAUUUCCAUGCUCCCUCCGGAGAACGCUUCCAGAUGAGUUUCCUCCAUAUCAUUUCCUUAUGCAGCUGGCGCAAGCCACAGUCUGUCUGGGACGCCCCCAGGACUGCAGACUCGGCCAGGAACCCUCCCCUGCCCUGUUUUGUACAGCUCAGCUUUUCUGCACUCUGCUGUUGGGGAAACCCAGCACCUGAGACUGGAACGUUUCAUACUUUUAUGUGUAAAUGAAUCUUCUCUGAACAGGGUAAAGUGACUCUGAGUCCCCUGGGGAUUCCAGCCACCGUGACUUUGUACUUUACCUCCAUCCUGCCUGGGAUGGCGGGAGAGGCUGCAGACUGACGCUCCCUCCCCAUCCCAGACUGUAGGGAUAGAAGGCCUGCCCCUCCCCGCUCCCUCUACUGCGAGUGGCCCUCACUGCUUGGCCCAGCCUGUGCGGCUGCCGAGACAUCUGGCUCACUUCAAGCACUGAAUGUAAACCUGAGCCAGGCCCCUUGUAAGGUGGAGCAACUGGAAAUGCAAACCACACCUGGGGAGGGGAUGGGAGUCUUUCCUCCCCUGCUGCUGGGUCUGUUCCCUCUCCGGGGCCCUCCCCCCUCUGAUUCUGUCUCAGGCUGGUGCCAAAUACCAUCGCAACAUAUAUGGUGCUUUUAUCUCCACUGGCAUAAGCGAAGCUGCAACUUGGCAUCUCUCCCUUAGGGCCAGCCUUGGAGGAGGGGGCAAUGGAACAGAGGGAGGGGGUCUCUCCCGGAACCCCCUCGGCUGCAGGAGCCCUGCCCCUCACAGGCUCCAGCUCCAGGCUGCGGAGGGCUGAGUGCCUGAACGGUCUGUGGCCAAGUGUCAGGAGAGGCAGAAUGCAGCAGGGACUCCCCAUGCCCAAAGAGACACGAAUCCCUCCCAGGCUGGCUUUCUCGAAGCCUCCAAGCUAGGAGCCCUGAAAGGCAGUGCCCCUUGCAGGGAAUGGUGCCAUUUCCUGUCCCAUCAUAGAAUCCACCAUCCCUCGGGCAGAGCUGAGGGCUGAGAAAUGGAAGGAAAGUCACCCAGAGUAACCAUAGUGACAGCAGCACCCUCAACAGCUCCCCAGACUAGAGCUAAACCUUAGCCACACACUGCGAGACCAAUGUGCCCACAUCACACCAUCUAGCUGGAGCAGAGCGAGAGGCCCUCUCGCACACAUCCCCACCCCACACCAAAUCCCACUGGCUAGGGAUCUGGGUUUGCUGGCCAGGUCAGUGUGUCAGGUUUCUUGUGUUCCUCAUAGUCCCAUGGGCACAGGCUUUAUAAGCCAACAGCACCAGAAAGCAUGCAGUCCUUGGCAAUGCAAUAAAGUUCUAAGCACUAGCACUGAAAGUAUGAAUGCAAAGCUGGAGGCAACCAUGAGAUGGUCUCUUCAGCCACCGCCUGAAGGUGGAGUAGGAAGGGGAAACAUCCAAGUACCCUUGCAGCUAGAAGCAGCCGGACAGGGCACAUGAGGGGGUGGGGUGGGGGUGUGAAAGAGAGAUAAAUGUCAAGGGGAAAGAGCCCGUUAUUAACAGAGAGGCAGCUUGCCUGAGAUGGGGAGCAGAGCGAGAAGCUGGUAUUUCACUGGGGCAGGGUAGAGGCACAAGGGAGCUGACGGCACUGAAAUCAGGGUCAUGGUUGGGGCAGCUGUUGUUAUGAAGAGAAGGAAGGAACCAAACAGGGAUAUGCAGAUUCUGCAGGGAAGAGAAGAAAUCAAAGUAAGUUGAUGCUACCAAAGGACCUUUCACAAACCCACCAGGGGAAGCAGCUCCAGGCGGAAAGCAGAUUGGUGGUGGAGUCCUGGUAACUCCAGGGGUCAGGCCUAUUUUACUGCUCUCUGAAAGCUCGCUCUGCAAUGAGAAGGGAAGAGAUUUGGGCAACUAGGAAGCAACAAAGACUUUGUAAAUAUACAUUGAAUAAGAGGCAGUUAAGGGGAUGCUGGGGAGAGGCAAACACAUACAAAGCCAGCCAUUCUGGCUGGGUUGCAGCCCUGGGCACUAAGGGAAUUAGUUGAUUCCCUUACUGAACCACUGAGAAUUUUUCUGAAAAAUCCCGGUGAAAUCAGAAGGUGUGGAGAAUAGAAGAAAAGCAAAUGUAGCAGUGAAUUUUCUGACAGGAUGAGAGCAAUCCUGGCAGUUCCUAUCCAACAAGUCUAACCUCUGUUCCACUAAAAUAAUAGCAAAUAUUAAGAAAAAUACACAAACACAAACCCGCAAAUAUCUAAAGCAGGGGUUCUCAAACACCCAAAGCAUGGGCUACAGCUCACAGGUCUCUUAUUGACACGCUCCUCGUAAGCACCACCUCCAGCACCUUCUCCCCUUCUGUUCACAAUCAGCAUAACAUUGUUGUAGCAAUGACUGCUACUGCUUAUGCGGAGAAGUCAACAGGAAAAUACUGGGUGAGUUUAUAAAUUUCUUUUAAAGCAAUUUAGCUGCUAGAAACAAGGAGAUGGUGCCAACACCCAGCAACCAGCCAGUUCUCCACAGAGCAGUUUGGGAACCACUGACCUAGCGGAUUCUGCAUAUGGGGGAUACAAAUUACAGCUCGUGUCAGACAAAUGUGAUUGGCUUUGUUGAUUGAAGUGGAGAAGGGAAUACAGUAGCUGUAAUAUAUCUGUAUUUUAGUACAACGUUUGAUACAGUGUUUCACAAAACCUUACUGGAAAAUAUAAUUCAAACUGGAUUGGAUCGGAACCCUGUGGUGUGGCGUGAGACUGGCAAUAUGUUUAAUGAGGGGCAGUGCCCAGCAAGGGACUGGUAUGAAUCUGAGAUUAUUGACAAAGAACUCCUAUAUUAAAUUCAGAGGCGAGCGUACUAACUUGGGAGGAGUUGCAAAGAUCAACAAGGGCAAAGAACUAAUACGAAGGAAUAUGGAAAGGAUAGAAAUAUGGGCAGGUUGCAACAGAGCAAGAAGCAGUCUGUAAGAAUGCAGCUAAUACA
Messenger RNA from Trachemys scripta elegans, 3567 nucleotides. It is a transcript of the gene LHFPL4, whose product is annotated as LHFPL tetraspan subfamily member 4. Gene Ontology annotation, biological process: sensory perception of sound; gamma-aminobutyric acid receptor clustering. Lineage: Eukaryota; Metazoa; Chordata; Testudines; Emydidae. The coding region runs from base 47 to 286 and encodes 79 amino acids. The transcript has 3 exons. Gene Ontology annotation, cellular component: postsynaptic membrane; plasma membrane; inhibitory synapse. Gene Ontology annotation, molecular function: GABA receptor binding. The record is from RefSeq and is a predicted model, not a curated record.